This is a messenger RNA of Gekko japonicus, 3332 nucleotides long. RefSeq names its product diaphanous related formin 3 (gene DIAPH3). Gene Ontology annotation, cellular component: cytoplasm; actin filament. NCBI's taxonomy places the organism in Eukaryota, Metazoa, Chordata, Lepidosauria, Squamata, Gekkonidae. The coding region runs from base 16 to 2817 and encodes 933 amino acids. The record is from RefSeq and is a predicted model, not a curated record. Gene Ontology annotation, molecular function: microtubule binding; actin binding. The transcript has 22 exons. Gene Ontology annotation, biological process: actin filament polymerization.
GGUUUGGAAAAAAUAAUGGGUGAGCAGAGAAGUCUUUUGCUACUGGCUAAGGCUAUCGAUCCCAAGCAAACCAAUAUGAUGACUGAUGUAGUUAAGCUUCUUUCUGCGAUAUGUAUCGUUGGCGAGGAAAACAUCCUCGAAAAAAUUUUGGAAGCAUUGACUGCAGCAGCAGAAGAAAGAAGCAAUGACAGAUUCUGCCCCAUUGUGGAAGGCCUUCAAGGGAAUUCAGUCCAUUUGCAAGUAGCUUGCAUGCAGCUCAUCAAUGCCCUUGUUACAUCACCUGAGGAUCUGGACUUCAGGCUUCACAUUAGAAAUGAAUUUAUGCGCUGUGGAUUGAGAGAACGGUUGCCUCAAUUGAAAUGCAUGAAGAACGAUGCUUUGGAUAUCCAGCUCAAAGUAUUUGUUGAACACAAAGAGGAGGACAUGACUGAAUUCUCACAUCGUUUAGAUGAUAUCCGAGCAGAGCUAGAUGAAUCAAAGGAUGUUUACAACAUGGUGUGGAACACAGUUAAAGAUACAAACGCGGAAGGCUAUUUUCUGUCUAUACUCCAGCAUCUUUUGCUGAUUCGGAAUGACUAUUAUGUACGACCCCUGUAUUUCAAAUUAAUCGAAGAGUGCAUUUCACAGAUAGUUCUGCAUCGAAGCGGAGUAGAUCCAGAUUUUAGUUAUCGUAAAAGAUUGGAUGUAGACUUCAGUCAUUUGAUGGAUGUUUGUAUUGAUCAACAUAAAAUUGAAGAACUUGAAGAAAGGGCUUUAGACUUCUCAAAAAAGUUUGAAAAUGAAUUUGUAGCUCAUCAGGAGACAAAGGCACAGCUUCAGAAAGCUGAAGAAAAAAUGCAUCGGCUUGAGGCUGAGCUAGGAGCUUACAAAUGCCAGAAUGGCUCUACACCUGGAGGUGUAGAUGCUUGUUCCUUGCCAACCCUGGAGGGACAAGAAGGUUCAACUGAUGCCGUGGGUCACUUAGUGCAGCCUUCAACACCUCUUCCUGGAGCUGUGCCACCCCCACCCCCGCCACCUCCCCCAUUGCCCCCCUCAUUUACUCCAGGCGCAGGAAAGCUACCUCCUUUGGGUGGUGCUGUUCCUCCUCCCCCGCCCCCACCCCCUGGGGGACAGUGUUCUCCUCACGUGCUGCCAUUUGGACUGAAACCCAAAAAACAGUUUAAACCCGAGAUCACUAUGAAAAGACUCAAUUGGUCAAAGAUUAGACCACACGACAUGUGUGAGAACUGCUUCUGGUUAACAGCAAAUGAUGGCAGAUACGAAUCUGCUGAUCUGCUGGGCAAACUGGAGCUCACGUUUUGUUGUCAAAGGAGAGAGAGGACUAAAGAUGACGACCUUGAAGAGAAGAAAUGUAUUAAAAAGCAAAUCAAAGAACUCAAAAUUCUGGAUCCAAAAACUGCUCAAAACCUUGCUAUUUUCCUAGGUUCUUUCCGGGUGCCUUACGAAGACAUCAGAACAAUGAUACUGGAGGUAGAUGAAACCCAGCUCUCAGAGUCCAUGCUUCAGAAUUUAAUUAAGUACCUUCCUGAACAAAAACAACUUGGUGAAUUGCCCAAGUGGAAGAGUGAAUAUAAUAACUUGUCGGAGCCGGAGCAGUUUGCAGUUGUGAUGAGUGGUGUGAAGAGGCUGCAGCCACGGUUGAGUGCUAUUCUUUUUAAGCUUCAGUUUGAGGAGCAGGUAAGCAACAUCAAACCCGACAUCAUGGCUGUCAGUGCCGCCUGCGAAGAGAUCAAGAAGAGCAACAGCUUCCGCAAGCUGCUGGAACUGGUGCUGCUAGUGGGAAAUUACAUGAAUGCGGGAUCGCGGAAUGCACAGACCUUUGGGUUUAACCUCAGCUCCUUAUGUAAACUAAAGGACACUAAAUCUGUCGAUCAGAAAACUACAUUGCUUCAUUUUCUUGUUGAAAUAUGUGAGGAGAAAUACCCCGAUGUCCUGAGGUUUGUUGAAGAUUUGCAACAUGUAGAUAAAGCAAGCAGAGUUUCAGCAGAAAGCUUGGAGAAGAGCUUAAAGCAGAUGGAAAGGCAGCUUAAGCAACUUGAGAAGGAUUUGGAGACCUUUCCCCCUCCUGAGGAUAUUCAUGACAAAUUUGUGACAAAGAUGUCCACCUUUGCAAUCCAAGCAAAGGAACAGUUCCAGAAACUUUCUAGGAUGCAUAACAACAUGGAAAAACUCUAUCAGAAUGUUAUGGGAUAUUAUGCCAUUGAUCUGAAGAAAGUUUCGGUGGAAGAAUUUCUGACAGACUUGAACAAUUUCAGGACAGCAUUCACGCAAGCCGCAAAGGAGAACACGAGAAGAAGAGAAGCCGAAGAAAAGCAGAGACGUGCUAAUAUUGCUAAGGAAAAAGCAGAAAAAGAGAAGCUAGAAAGACAACAGAAGAAGAAACACCUGCUAGGAAUGAACACAGAAGGUGACGAGAUGGGAGUGAUGGAUAGCUUAUUGGAGGCCUUGCAGUCAGGCGCUGCUUUCCGAGACAGGAGGAAGCGAACAACGCAGUCUAAAGAUAUGAUACAGAAUCUCAGCCCAUCCUCCCAGAGGCCUGUUCUGAAAGCUUGUAACCAUGAAAACCAGGUAGCGACAACAGAAAAGCAUUUGCACCACGGUGUGAACACACUGUCGGCAAGGAAUCAACUGAGCAAGGAAUGUAACCAUGAGAUAGAAGCCAGUUCAUCUUUAGAAAAGAGGAAAGCUGUUGGGAAGAAGGAAAGCAGACAUGGUGGAAGCAGCAGAGAGAAGGAAGGGGAGCUUUCUGGAUGUUCUACCAAACGAGAAGCAAUUCCCGAAGUGGAAGCCCUGCUAGCACGAUUGCGAGCACUGUAAAUCCUUUCGCCAGUAAAAUGCUAAGAGAGCCCUUUCAAACACACAGGAACAGUGUGGGGCAGCCCUCCCCAGACCGUACCACUUCAAAAUGCAGGUGGAAUACUUUCUGUUAUCAAAAAUCUGUGCCUAUGGAAAGCAAGCAUAUCAGGUAGAAAGAAAGGCAGGAAGAGCCUUUCUUCUUUAUAUGCUAGUUUAUAAUAUAUGUGUGUGUGUAUUUUUUUUUUAAUGGCGAGUUUUCAAAUACCUGUUCUCCACCUGCAUUCAGAGAUGAGACCAUCUUUUGAAGACUGUAUAUUGUGCCUUCUCUGAAUGUUUGAAUCACCAACAUGAAUAAGACCUUCUUUUCUUUUCUGUUGCAUAUUUAGACUAUAUGUGCCCUUUCAUUUUGCACACGUAUUUUAUAUCCGGCUUUAUUCUUUCGGUAAGGCACCAAUGCAUCAUGUCUUGUGCCUGACUAUAAAAUCGUUCCUUGUGUGACUGUAAUGUGGCUCGGCUACUAGAUGGGAGGCAAUUCA